UUGUUUUGAUAAAUUUUCGGUGCAAUUAAAUUAAAAUCUUCAAAAAAUCGUAAAUUAAUUAACAAAAAAUCAUGUCCGAGGAGAUUCUCUUCGAUUAUUUACAUUCCGAGCUCGUCAAUUAUUGCGUGAAGGACAAGGAUAAUGAUCUCGCUGAACUCGAAUACAUCGGCUAUACCACUGGAUAUCGCAUAAUUGAGCGUCUCACACGAGAUUAUCCCCGUUUCAAGGACGAACUCGACACAAUGAAGUUCAUUUGCACGGAUUUCUGGUCGUCGAUCUACAAGAAACAAAUUGACAACUUGCGAACGAAUCAUCAGGGCGUUUAUGUGUUGCAAGAUAAUUCAUUCCGAUUUUUGAAUAAGCUUUCGACGGGUUCGCAGUAUUUGGAACACGCGCCGAAAUAUGUGGCGUUUACGUGUGGCAUGCUGCGAGGAAGUUUAGCGAAUUUGGGAAUUACUUCAAUUGUGACAGCGGAAGUUUCGGCAUUGCCAGCGUGUAAAUUUCACAUUCAAGUGUCAAGGGGAUAAAAAAAUAUUUUUAUUUUUUAAUAUUAAAAAAUUAAUUAAAGUUCAUCAAAAAAGUAUUUUUAUUUAGAUUU
Messenger RNA from Culicoides brevitarsis, 598 nucleotides. RefSeq names its product trafficking protein particle complex subunit 6b (gene Trs33). Bases 72 to 527 code for a protein of 151 amino acids. Lineage: Eukaryota; Metazoa; Arthropoda; Insecta; Diptera; Ceratopogonidae. The record is from RefSeq and is a predicted model, not a curated record. The transcript is spliced from 2 exons. Gene Ontology annotation, cellular component: trans-Golgi network; TRAPP complex; cis-Golgi network. Gene Ontology annotation, biological process: regulation of GTPase activity; endoplasmic reticulum to Golgi vesicle-mediated transport.